UCGGCUCGGCCUGCGGCGCCUGCCUUUGCCAUAAUAACCUACAAGUUACAACAAUGUUAAUAGUAUUUACUUUAUAUUUACUAAAUACAAGUUACAUGUUAUAUGAGAUAUUUUGUACAUAAAUAUGCUCUCGUUAGAGUAAUAGUCUUCUGUGCAUAUGCUACCAUAACAGGGUUAAUGACUAAUUGUAAAUUAUAAUAAUUAAGUACCUAUGAGUUUCAUAAAAAAUUUAAGAACAAUAAAUAAACAUGUUACAUGCUUAAUUUUUAUUAAUACAGGACCUGUCUAAUUAAGUAAAGGGUUCAAUAUUAAAAAUGAUUGCGUGUAAGGUUUAUAGCAGAGUAACGAAUUAUAGAAGAAUAGCAAAAUAUGAGUGUUUGGCUUGUUGGAGAAAUAAAAGUACCGUUGAACCCAAAACAGCAAAAACAUAUUCACACACAAUUCUAUUUCCAAAUACAAAGUUUCCAUCUCGACCUUCUCAAAAUGAAUGUAAUAUACAAAAGUCGGCAAGGUUUUCUGAGCUAUACAAAUGGCAACAGGAGAAUCUAGUAGGACAGGAAUUUGUUUUACAUGAUGGUCCACCAUAUGCAAAUGGUGAAUUACAUAUGGGACAUGCAGUUAAUAAGAUUAUUAAAGAUAUAAACAAUAGAAGCCAAGUAUUACAAGGGAAUAGAGUUCAUUAUGUGCCAGGUUGGGAUUGCCAUGGCCUACCUAUUGAAUUAAAAGCGUUGCAGAAAGCAAAGAAAAUGUCAAACAAUAAUGAACCUACAGAUCCAGUACAUACAAGACAAAUUGCUCGAGCAUUUGCAUUAGAAACAGUGCAGAAACAAAAGGAAGUAUUUCAGAGUUGGGGUGUAAUGGCUGAUUGGAAUGAACAAUACUAUUUAACGUUAGAUAAGAAGUAUGUACAGAAUCAGUUGCAACAGUUCUAUAAAAUGUACAAGGAUGGUUUGAUUUAUCGGGCUUUGAAGCCAGUGUACUGGUCUCCAUCAUCUAGAACAGCCCUUGCAGAAGCUGAGCUGGAAUAUGAUCAUCAGUUUAAAAGCAAGGAGGUAUACGUGGCCUUUGAUAUGGAAAACUUGCCGACAACUGUUCGCAACACUGCUAAGGGCAAACGAGUGGCAGCAUUAAUUUGGACCACUACGCCGUGGACUUUAGUGGCCAAUAGAGCUAUAUCAUACAACUCAAACAUGACAUAUUGUCUAGUAAGGCUCAGUAGAAGGCCGGAGCUGUUCAUAAUUGCCAAAGACCAGAUCUGUGAUUUGAGAGAUAUACUGAAAGAUGAUAUUGCUGUUAUUAGUGAAUUCAAUGGUAAAGAGUUACAGGAAGGCACAUACAGGAAUAAGUUGAUAGAUGAAAGCUUGCCGUUUUUGGAUGCGGAACAUGUGACAAGAGGGAAAGGAACGGGCCUGGUUCAUACUGCGCCGGCGCAUGGACCAGACGACUUUUUAGUUGCGAUAAGAAAUAAUAUGAAAGUUGAAUGCAAUGUGGAUGAAUUAGGCUGUUAUACCAAAAUGGGACCCGAAUAUGAUGGUCUAUUUGUCCUUGGUGAAGGACAGAACAGAGUUAUAGAGGCCCUUGGCGAAUCAGUCGUGCACGAGGGAAUUUAUGUUCACUCGUAUCCGUUAGAUUGGAGAACUAAGAAGCCAGUUAUAGUACGAGCGAGCUAUCAGUGGUUUAUCGAUACAGCUGCGUUGAAAGAUAAGGCUUUGAAAGCCCUAGAUGGCGUGCAGUUCCUACCGCCGACUAUAGCCAGCCAAUCACGUGAGAGUUUCAAAUCUCAGCUGGAGAAGCGACCCUAUUGGUGUAUAUCAAGACAACGGGCCUGGGGCGUUCCAAUACCUGCGCUGUAUGAUGGAAACAAUGUCAUUGUGGACGAGUUAAUUAUAACGAGGCUUUGUGAGUUAAUUGAAAAAAAAGGUACAGAUGUUUGGUGGACGUGCAACGUUAGAGAUAUUGUGUCAAAACAAACACUGGAUAAAUAUAAUCUGGACGUAGACCAAGUGUCUAAAGGGAAGGAUAUAAUGGACAUCUGGUUGGACUCAGGGCUCUCGUGGCAGACCCUCGAGGGUAGGAAGUCCAGAAUAUAUUCGGAGGGGUUGGACCAGCUCACAGGAUGGUUCCAGUCCUCCCUCCUCACUUCCAUAGCGUUGAAUGGAGACUCGCCUUAUGAAUCUAUAUUCGUUCACGGCUUCGUGGUGGACGAGAAGAAGCGUAAAAUGUCAAAGUCAAUUGGCAACGUUGUGGACCCGAUUUCCGUCAUACACGGUGAUAAGAAGUUCCCUGCGUUUGGCGUGGACACACUCAGAUGGUUGGUAGCAAGUCACGGUACCCAACACUCGCAAAUCAUCGUCAGCAAGAAACUUUUAGAGGAAUGCCAAACCGAAGUUGUCAAGAUAAGGCAUCUGAUGAAGUACCUUCUCGGUGUUGUUGGUGACCUGGAUGAAGACGAUUUUAAUAAAAAACCAAUGCUCAAUUAUUUUGACCAGUACAUAGUCGAUGAAACCAAUCGUUUUCUAAAUCAAUUAAAUGGUCAUUAUAAUAAUUUCCGAUAUAACCAUGCAGCUCAAUCAAUUUUAUAUUUCAUCAGUAAUAAAGUUUCAGCACUGUAUUGCCAUUGCGUAAAAGAUAGACUGUAUUGCUCGCGAAAAAACUCCAACGAACGCAUCUCGGCGCAGUUGGUAAUUCACACGGUUAUGGCAACACUGUGUAAAGCUAUUGCUCCUAUUUUACCUCAUCUAGUCGAAGAAGCCUGGCAACACCAUCCACUUUACAACGAACCGUUUCAUUUUACUCGAAACUUGUUACUUUUGCCGCCAAAAUGUGUCGAUGUGUCUGUUAUGGACGCCAUUUUGAAUUUAAAGAAGGAUGUCUAUGUGUUGGCUAAAAAUGUUAAUUUGAAGAAACAUGAGCUGAUUUUGAAUUUGACGAGUGAAUUGUUGCCCAAGUUUGAUGAGUUGAAUCAAUCAAAUGAAGGAUACGAUGGAGUGCUUCGUGAGAUUUUGGAAGUGGCAUCAGUCAGUUUGGGGGAGAUUAGGAAUAGUAAGAACAGUUGGGAUAUUUCAUUGGUGUUGUCUAAUAAGGGCCAAUGUCCGAGAUGUAGGAAGUAUAGCAUAUUAGAUACAAGUGAAAUGUGCUUGAGAUGUAGUAGUGUUGUCUCGUCUUUGUAAAUAGUACCGCAUAGUAGUUGAAAUUAACUUUAGGCUUACACAAAAAGCGAAUUGUUGAGAUUAUGCUGCGUCCUGCCCAAUACUUGAUUUUGCGCUCGUCACUUUAAGACUAAAAUAUCCUUGGUCGAAUUUUUAAGAAGGUACGAAACUUGAACAAAAAAAACUAAUAGGACAUCUGGAUUCGAACCGGGGUCUUCUGCUUUCCGGAUCACCCAAUGUCCCAUUUGAGCUAUUACAGUCUUGUAUAUUGUGGCGAAAUGUACCUUUGUAUUCUAAUGUUAUUGUAUCUGUUUCUCAUUAAAACAUGUAUAAAACUACAUUUUUAAAUUGAAACCUAGCUAUCGAUUCAUCGCCCCCGUAUACUAAAUUUUAAGAAAAUCGAUGGAGCCGUUUCCGAGAUUCAGAUUAUAUAUAUAAGAAUUGCUCGUUUAAGGAUAUAAGAUUAAGUCUCAUAGGCCCUGUCAUUUACGGCGCCCUUCAAAUCGAAAUACAGUAAUGCUGGCAUAUUACUGGUUGACCUGUUUCUCACUUGCUUGACUGGUAAAAAUAUUAAAUACCUAUCUUUAACCCAAUCUCCAACAAAAACUAUAUCGGCCAUCCUUUAAGGCAGCAGCGGUACUACCAAGCACGGACUGAUAAUAAUAGAUUUGUUUAAUACAAAAAUAGAUGGCACGUAGUUAUCUCGAAGUUAAUAAGCCUCUAGGCGCCCAUAUAGAUUAAUGCCUUCGACUAUAUUAAACGCACCACAAUAUAACUCAGUCAAUGUGAGACUUAUGAUAUUGACAAUAACUAAUAUUAAAUAAAAUAAAAGUCCACUGUAAACAAAUAAUAAUUAUAUCUGGACUGGCUGGGUUCCAUCAUAAUAGCUGUUACAGUUAAGGUUUAAGUCAGAUGUAACGUUAACAAUAACGACUGCGGAAUGUGUUGCACCAUCGUAUUCCAUGGCGUUGUUAAAGUUAAAAGAAAAUAUCAAGUCAAUAUCGAAUAUUUAUUUGAAACUUUAGUCGUUAUUUACAUAUUUAACAUUAAGAAUAGCUUUAACCGGCAAAGAUUGGUCGGUUACGGUUAACAGUUAAAGUUAUGACGUCAUCUAAAAAUUGUCAAAUGGUGCGUACCCAUUUUUGCUUGACCGGUACUUUAACAUGUUUGUUAUUGCUAAAAUUUGUUGGUGCAACCUGGCAUUAUCGUCGUGAUAGUUCAUAUAAAAAUAUAUUUUUUGUAUAUAACUAACCGAGGCUGUAAAUUCAAAUUCAAAUAUUUUUAUUCAAAAUAGGAUGUGACAUCACUUAUUGAAAGUCAAAAAACUACCACCCAUUCCAAAAUGGGCGCAACAAAUUCAGCGGGCUAUUUUUUUCCUCGAAAAAAAUAUGUUUAUAAAUAAUAUUGUACAAUUAAACCUAACCUUAUUAUUUAAUAGCCUGAGGUCACUCCAUUCCCAAUCUGUGGUAUUAUUAAGAAUGUCAUUUAUGUUAUAGUAACCUUUACCACACAAAUGUUUUUUAACAAUUCUUUUGAAUAACGUAAUACUUUUGUUUUGAACAUUUUCUGGGAUCUUGUUGUAAAAGCAUAUACAUCGCCCCACAAAAGACUUACUAACUCGACUUAGCCGAGUAGUAGGCACCAUAAGUUUAUGUCUGUUCCUAGUGUUAACAUUAUGGUUAUGACAGUUUCUGGCAAAUUCACUUAUGUGCCUAUGAACAUACAUUACAUUAUCAAGAAUAUAUUGAGAAGCAACAGUCAAGAUGUUAAUUUCUUUGAAUUUUGCUCUCAAUAAUUCUUUAGGACCAAGGUUAUAUGUAAAAAGGAUACAUGGUAUCAAAAAUCAGAUGAGAAACGCAUUGGCUAUAUAGACUAUAGAAUUAUUAUAAUUAUUAAUGCUUUACCGACUGAAGGACAAGUAGGUACCUAUACAUUGUUACGCAAUUAAUUAAAAUAAUAAAAAUUAUUUAAUAAUAAUUUUAAGGGAUUUUUCAUAGAAAUUCUUUUCAUAAUUUCAAUUCAAUUCAUUAUUAUAGAUAUUGUAAAUUAACUUUGUUAUUUUUCUUAAGUAACUACGCUUUUUUCAUUAAAAAAUGCAAUGUGAGUUUCAGUGUUAUUUGAAGAGGGAACGAUAGGUCAUAUCAUCGCUUAGGUACCUACAUGCUUUUAUAAUUAUUGUGUAAGUACCUACACACUUUUGCCUGUUUCGCCGGUUAUCGUUAGUUACCUAUUACUGAAGAGUAUUUUUAUGAGAUAAUAUGUAAAAAAUCAUAUGUUAAAUACAUUGGAAUUAAAUUAUAAAAAACUAUG
Molecule: messenger RNA, 5459 nt
Organism: Leptidea sinapis
Lineage: Eukaryota; Metazoa; Arthropoda; Insecta; Lepidoptera; Pieridae
Gene: IleRS-m
Product: isoleucine--tRNA ligase, mitochondrial
Exons: 12
Coding region: 315-3170 (951 amino acids)
Biological process (GO): isoleucyl-tRNA aminoacylation
Cellular component (GO): cytosol
Molecular function (GO): tRNA binding; isoleucine-tRNA ligase activity; ATP binding
Source: RefSeq, a predicted model, not a curated record